AAGCGAGGUGGUCUACGUUUGCUCCUCUACAAACUCAUCUCAAACCUUGACAGUUCGACAAGCACGUCUUUGUACGACCAAGCUUUAGCACUUGUUCUUCUCUCCUCAGUCUCGACGGACGCUCCUUUACGAUCUUCUCGUCCUUCAUACACUCUUGCCUGUCUCUUUGGAAGCAUCACCCAACACGCUCCACAUGAUCUCCUCUGAGGGGGAUCGUGCACGCAAUUCGUAGUGGGUAGACAUUCGCGCGCACGCCGCUCUACCUUCUUCAACCUCCUUCCAGACCCUCUCCGCCUUGCUAGGUGAAGCGUAGCGCACCAUGGCAGCUCGUUAUGAGAGCAGCCCUCACGGAACACAACAGCCACCAAUUACAUUGCAACCUUCCCAGGCGAGUUUCGGCGCGGGAAGCCGUGGGCAUCGCUCAAGGAUGCCUUCGCGCGAAGGGUUUAGCUUGCCUGCCCGCCCUUCCUCUCCUGUCACUCGUCGUAGGCCCGAGUCCCUCGACGACCGCAAUCAGCACCGGAAUCCUCCGACCUAUAGACACUCCCCAAAGUCGCCACCAAAGAGGACGUCUUCGGUGCCUCACACCUUUGUGACUCCACCUUCGGCCGACAAUCCGUACCCUCGAACAGAGGCAGCGACCAGGACGCGCAGCACUCCGCACUGCCGCACGGCUCUGUCCAGCGCAAUGUCGAGAUGCCGAUCCAGCCCCGGCCAGGAGACGAGUGUGCAAGCUUUGGCUGCUCUGGCGACAUCGGCCGAUAUGUCUCGCCUCGCGGAUCUCUGUUCUCCACGCUCCCCACGCCUUCGUCCAGCAUCCCUCAACGCCAGCAGCGCUGGCCAAUUGGGUGCACCGCUAAGCCCUGAGCGCAACAGACCUCACGUGAAGCACGUGCCAAUCGCUUCGGGAGCGGUGAUUCCGACCCCUUCUGCACCCGAAUCGCCAGAGAGCGACAGGACAAGAUUCCCUUGGAAUAUCCGCCUGUGGAAUGCGAGUCUCCCGGCACUCGACCCUGCAUUGCUACCUGACUCUCCCCCCAAACGUAAGCCAGAAACUCCAGAGUUCUCAGGUGGAAUCGAAGACUUGAAGCCCCGGGUGAAAAGUAAAUCGCCACCUGCCCGCCGUCAACGAGCAGUCAGCGAGUGUGUCAGCUUAGGCUUGGGCCCCGCUUUCGAAGAUGAUCCGUCUGAGCUGGCAACGAAGCGACAGUCACUGGGUGCUGUUCAAGGCACGCCACCUUUCGAUGCGCCUCGCGGUCCAAGACGCCGUAGCCCAUCCGGUACAUUUCGAAGGAGGGUUGGAUCCGGCUUUCCUAGCCUUCCAAAGGCUGAUGGAGAAAGCCGUGGCGGUCAGAACAGUCCCCGCACACCCCCACUGUCUACGCUACCGAACAACUUUCGUCCAUCCGGUCUCGGGCUUGCUAUCGCAGGCAUCACCCCUGCCUACAGGCUUCAACAGCUCCCCAGCCUGACUGACUCGCCGCUCUCUAGCACUAGCUCGGUCCCUAGCAUCGUCAUCACGCCUCCCGCGGCUUUGACGAUUCACUCUCCUUCGCAGCUGUGCUCACCUCUUGGCAAAGCCACGUUGCACUCACACGAAGACGAUCACAACUCUUCUCCCUGGUUCCAGACCGCGCUUGAUUUAGGGGCGCACACGCACGCCGAGCCAGACAGCUCUGCAAAGCUGUUUAAAAGUAGCUCAGGAGAACUGGUACCGUCAAUUAGCGAGCCGCGUUCGACUUCUUCGUCGGCGGCCGAUGUGCAUCCGAAGCUUCAAUUGGAACUCUCAGCAGAAGCCCGGCAGACUCGGCACUUGCAAGAUGAGACGGCGUUCUCCGCCUUCGCCUCACGCAUCGAUGAGCGGCUGUCUGCCUUUUUCGAAUACAGAGAGGGAGCAGAUGUGGCGCAAAUAGUGCGACGGGCCCGAAUCUGGAUGCUGGACGCCGUAGGAAUGGACUUGUCCAACACAAUGCCCCACAUGCGUCUGCCAAGCAUUUGUCUCAUGCCGAGCCUGAUGCGCAUCAGGUGGAUCGACUGCGGUGAUCGAAAGGAGUGGGUGCCUGCCGAAGUGGCGGUGGCAUGGUACGAUGCUGCGUGCAACCGCGUGAUGGAGCACUUCGUGUCCGGCAUGUUUGCAAUGCUCAACGAUUCUCGAGCACCCAGAGACUUGGCCGCUGGUCUAGCUCUAAUGAUCAGCUUGCUUCGCGUCGAUAUGGUGGCCCCUGAUCCAGCCACAGACACGGAGGCUGAGGAGACGGAUGCAGCGCCUGGAACAAACCCGUCGUCAGACAUUCUCGCACCUUUUGGCCUAGCCCCUAGUCCAGUACUUUUGUCGGAUUGCUUUGCCCCUCCCUCUGUUCAUCCCGAUGCCGCGUGCCGGUCUACAGAAGGUAAUAGCUUGGGACUUUGGGGACACGCGAUGCUCGAGAGCAGCCCACGCGCGUCUCCGAUCAGCAUUGCGUAUCUGCAUCCUGGCCAGGCCUUGAUGACCACGGUACAGACGACGAUCGAGGCGAUUCUUGAACGCGGGGUAGCGGUCCGCGAAAAAGCUUGCAUGCUCAGCGUUCCUUCCAACCCUCGGCGUAAGACUAGAAAGCAGGUUGCCGCUGCGGCCGCUGCAGCAGCCGCUUCGACGGCGGAAGGAAGCUCUAUGGAAGGCGAGCAGGAAGCCAGUGGAAGCACUUCAGGCGACGCAACACUGCACUCGGCGAAUGCCGAGCUCAAUGAUCUGGAGAUGGCUACCAAAGGCGAAAUCACGGCUGAUGAGCUGCGAAGAAGGGAGCUCACUCGCGCCAUCGUCGGCUCCAGCAAAGAUCGUUUCUGCAGCAUGCACGUGAUGCGCUUUGUUGGAGAGCUGUAUCAACGUCGAGUACUAGACUUCGAGACCUUUCAGGCAUGGCUCGACCGAACGCUAUUCCAGACGGUCCACUUGGGCAUACCCUCUCGCUUUGAGCUCGAGGCGAGCUGCACAUUGCUGGCAACCGCUGGGGCUGCGCUAGAGCAAGCUUCGCGUCUCGCGGGCUGUUGUCAAGUCUCCCAAGGGCCCAAAGCUCAGCCAGUCCCGCAGUGUGGUCUUGGCACCGACGACAUGGCGCCUCGUACUCCUCAGCGGCUAGAGUCCAUGCCUACAUCGUCAUCGCUGCCAAUCCUUUCUCUUCAAUUGAGCAGUCUAUCCUCGCCUACAAAUGUGACUGCCGCUCGUCGGGUGGACGGUGCACCACCCAGUCACUGGAUCAACGAGAGUCCUCAAGCCCUGCGGAAGAGUGUCAUGGCCCGCUGGUCUCCCAGAGCCAGCUUUCAGGCCCUCUCUUCCUCUCAGAGCUUGCCAUCCUCGCGCGUCACCUCUCCCACAAAUGCCUUUGCUCCUCUGUCGCUGGCGCCCGCCAUCAUGUCCCGACAGGUCUCUCUGCCUGGCAAGGUCCCCGCCUCUGCUCCGCCGACCUCGUUGACAUUUGAAACGUGCUGCAACGCCAUUGAGCACAUUACUCUCAAAGCGGCGAUGGCCAGAAUCAGUGAGCUAUCCUCGAUACCAGAAUUUGGUACUCAGAGCAGAGGCAUCUGUGAAUGGCUACUCUUCACUCGCGCCAAUGAUUGGUCUGUGCCAAGUGGCCCCCCGGCAGCCCAUACGCUGCUGGGUCCGCCCGGUCUCACUCCACCACCACGUCGAUCCUCGUCGUCCAGGGGAUCUGCAGCACGCGCGCACGCUCUGCCAGCAUCCGACUGAUGCUUGCCACAUGACACACGCAAGGCACAUCUUCCAUUCAACCUGCCGCACAACCACUUCUUUGAUCCAACAGCACC
Ceraceosorus guamensis is the source of this 3801-nucleotide messenger RNA. RefSeq lists its product as hypothetical. Bases 320 to 3724 code for a protein of 1134 amino acids. The record is from RefSeq and is a predicted model, not a curated record. Lineage: Eukaryota; Fungi; Basidiomycota; Exobasidiomycetes; Ceraceosorales; Ceraceosoraceae. The transcript is spliced from 5 exons.